Molecule: messenger RNA, 525 nt
Organism: Octodon degus (degu)
Lineage: Eukaryota; Metazoa; Chordata; Mammalia; Rodentia; Octodontidae
Gene: Il26
Product: interleukin 26
Exons: 5
Coding region: 1-525 (174 amino acids)
Source: RefSeq, a predicted model, not a curated record
AUGCGGGGGACUCGCUGGCUGAGGUCUGGGUUGCUGUGUGUCACCCUCUUCCUCGCCAUUGCCAAGCAGAAGCCACCUCAAUCUUCUGUCACCAACAGCUGUCACUCAAGGGAAUCACUGUCCCAAGCUGUGGACACCCUCUAUGUCAAGGCAGCCAGGCUAAAGGCAGCCAUUCCAGAAGACCGCAUAAAAAAUAUACGAUUGCUAAAAAAGAAAACAAAAAAGCUAUUUAUGAAAAGCUGCAGAUUCCAGGAACAACUUCUGGCUUUCUUUAUGGAAGAUGUUUUUGAUCAGCUCCAGUUCCAAAUUUACAAGGAAAUACAUUUUGUAGAAGACUUUCACAGCCUCAGACAGAAACUGAGGCGCUGUAUGUCCUGUGUUUCAUCAGGAGAACAGAUGAAAGCUAUUACCAGGAUGAAAAGAACAUUUUAUAGGAUUGGAUACAAAGGAAUUUAUAAAGCCAUCAGUGAACUGGAUAUUCUUCUGUCCUGGAUUAAAGCACUUUUAGGAAGCCAGCUACACUGA